Messenger RNA from Nicotiana tabacum (common tobacco), 1922 nucleotides. RefSeq names its product protein CLT2, chloroplastic. The record is from RefSeq and is a predicted model, not a curated record. Lineage: Eukaryota; Viridiplantae; Streptophyta; Magnoliopsida; Solanales; Solanaceae.
GUGUGGUAGGUAAGAUAUCAGUGAGCUUUCCUCAUUCACAGCAAAUUAAUGGAGUCUCACUCUCUAACCAUUCGCGCCAAAUUCCCAAACCAUUUCCACAUUUCAUCAUCUCUUCCUCGUCUGGCCAUUAUCAAUAUACCAAACCCUAAAUUUCUCUUCAUAUUACCUUCUUCUCCGAUGCCUCUUCUUACAUCUUCACGACGACUUGAAAUCCACCGCAGGAGGACCUCUUUUUCACGGCAGUCUUCGAAUUCGAGCUCAAAGUUUAUCGCACGCGCCGUGGGAAGUGAUUCUGACCGCCAAUCAAAUGUGUCUAGAGAGCUAAUCAUUUUGAACUCUGCUUUAACUCUGGUGCUUGGGGUUGCGAAUCGUGUACUUUACAAACUUGCCCUUGUUCCUAUGAAGGAAUACCCGUUUUUUCUAGCUCAGGUUACCACUUUUGGGUACUUGACUAUUUACUUAUCCAUAUUGUAUGCGAGAUAUCGUGCUGGUAUUGUAACUAACGAGAUGGUGGCCUAUCCAAAAUCACGCUUUUUGCUCAUUGGUUUCCUUGAAGCCCUGGGGGUUAUUUCUGGAAUGUAUGCUGGAGCAAUGCUUCCUGGACCAGCCAUACCGAUACUUAACCAGACCUUCUUGGUGUGGCAGUUGGCUCUCUCUGUUUUCAUACUUGGGCGAAGAUACUCGAUGAAUCAGAUAGGCGGAUGCUUACUGGUGGCUGCUGGAGUGGUACUAGCCGUAACAAGUGGACCAGACUCCAAUCAGAUGCUGGCAGGAAUCGCAUUUGUUUGGCCAGUAUUGAUGGUUGCUUCGAGUGCAUUCCAAGCCGCUGCGUCUGUUAUUAAGGAGUUCGUUUUUAUUGAUGCUGCCAGCAGACUCAAGGGGAAGGUUCUUGAUAUUUUUGUCGUCAAUUCUUUUGGAUCUGCAUUCCAGGCUCUUUUUGUUCUCCUUUUUCUGCCUUUUCUUUCAAACUUGAAGGGGAUACCAUUUUCUGAGCUCCCUUCAUUUCUUAAGAGCGGUGCUGGUUGCUUCUUCAACAUAGGGAACAAUAUUUCAGGUUGUGAUGGGGCGCCGUUGCUACCCCUUCUUUACAUAUUUACAAAUAUUGCUUUCAACAUAUCAAUUCUCAAUCUUGUGAAAAUCUCGACUGCUGUGAUUUCAUCCCUUGUUGUGAUGUCAUCAGUGCCUUUAUCAAUGUAUCUUCUCUCCGUACCGCUGCCAUAUCUCCCAGAAGGUUCAGUUUUGAGCCCCUAUUUCCUUCUCGGCAGUGCUGUCCUUCUCAUUGGUCUUAUCAUGUAUAACAUACCACGGGCUCAGAAGCAGGACAAAGAAUUGUGACUCGUUCAAAUCAUUGCAACUGAUGUCCUUCUAUCAAGAUUCUGGAUUUAAUAGUCAUCAUCUUGGAAAGUCAUCGAUCCACAAGGGUAUAAUCUCCAUCUUCUAAGAUGCAUUGUUCCCUGGUCAAACGGUGCGGCCUACCAGCAAAAUGGAUUUAACAAUGUCAUGGUUAAUUGACUAAUCCUACUACUGGAUGUCAUCACAUGCUAAGGUAUAGUUAAUCACCACAAGCAUUGACGUAUUCUGGAUUGUACUUGCACUGUUAGAGUGUCUUACAUUACAAGUGGAUCACAAUACCAAAGGACUCUUGCUAUGAAAUGACUACGGCGGAUUAAAGAAAUUUAAUUGCUAGAUCUUUUUGCUUAGGUUUGCCCGCAGAAGAGACAUUUGUGCAUUCCCUUUCUUUUCCUUUUUUUUUGGGUAGGCACAAGAUUCCAGAAAUAAAUUUUAUUCGAAGUAAUUAUUUCGAUUGCAAAAAAAAGAGAGAAAUUUAGGCUGUCAAGUAGCGAAGCGAGUUAUCUAUUGCCAGCUUUUCCUUUUCUGUUAUUCCAGUGAAGUCUUCAGCAAAUGGUGAAACAAGUUACGUA